Messenger RNA from Hibiscus syriacus, 1745 nucleotides. RefSeq names its product lipase-like. The record is from RefSeq and is a predicted model, not a curated record. The transcript is spliced from 8 exons. The coding region runs from base 203 to 1588 and encodes 461 amino acids. NCBI's taxonomy places the organism in Eukaryota, Viridiplantae, Streptophyta, Magnoliopsida, Malvales, Malvaceae.
UUCAAGCUUUGAAAGUUGAAACCCAGGAGAACUCCAUAAUCAAAACCGAAGAAAUUGGUAACCUGUUUCACCUUCCACCCUGUUCAACGGCAGAGUAGCAUAUACUUAUCGCAUCUUAUUCACAGUGGAGACCCAGAAACUCGAGGCUUUGUUUUGUAUCCUUUCUUCAAUUUUGAUUCUUUUGGGUGGAGUUUUUGAGAAGAUGAUAAAACGGUGGUGGGUUUCAGCUUUCCAAUUGGCCGAGCUGUUUGUUAGCUUAAUGGUUCAUCUUUUAUAUGGGCUCUACGUAUAUAGCACCGCCGUUGCCGUGGACCUCCCACAGGCUCUGAGUGACCGGAUUUUCAAGGCUAAUGCAAUCUCAGAGGUGAAAAAACAAGAUCCCUCUACGACCAACGUUGAUGAUCUGCCUCCUAUUGUUUUGAUUCAUGGCAUUUUUGGAUUUGGCGAAGGAAAACUUGGAGGUUUUUCGUAUUUUGGAGGGGCUGAAAAGAAAGAUGAGAGGGUUCUUGUGCCUGAUUUGGGGUCUCUCACAAGCAUAUAUGAUAGGGCUCGUGAAUUGUUCUAUUAUCUGAAAGGUGGGAGUGUUGACUAUGGUGAAGAACAUAGCAAGGCUUGUGGCCACUCUCAGUUCGGACGAUUUUAUGAACAAGGGCAUUACCCAGAAUGGGAUGAAGAUCACCCUAUUCACAUCGUUGGCCAUUCAGCAGGCGCUCAGGUUGCACGGGUAUUGCAGCAGAUGCUUGCUGAUAAAGCAUUCAAGGAUCAUGAGAAUACUUCUGAGAAUUGGGUGUUAAGCAUAACAGCCUUAUCCGGUGCCUUCAAUGGGACUACAAGAACUUAUCUAGAUGGCAUGCUGCCUGAAGAUGGGAGAAAUUUGAGACGAAUAUGUGUGAUGCAGUUUUGCCGGAUAGGAGUUGUAAUAUAUGAUUGGUUGGAUAUCCCCUUGCUAAAGACCUACUACAAUUUCGGGUUCGAUCACUUUAACUUGUCAUGGAGGAAAGUAGGUCUAUGGGGUCUUGUUGAUUGUCUCUUGGGGAAUGCAGGGCCAUGGGCUACCGGAGAUUGGAUCCUCCCCGAUCUUACGAUUCAAGGAUCCAUGAAGCUAAACCGUGAUCUGCAAACCUUUCCGAACACGUUCUAUUUCAGCUAUGCCACGAAGCGUACAAGGAAGUUCCUUGGUUUCACAGUUCCUUCCGGCGUUCUUGGUAUACACCCUAUUCUUUUUAUGCGAGUUCUACAGAUGAGCCUGUAUCAUCAUCCUCUCGACGUUCCUCCGCCAUAUAAAGGCUACCGGGACGAGUAUUGGCUGGAGAACGAUGGAGCUCUGAAUACGAUAUCCAUGACUCACCCUCGUCUCCCUGUCGAACACCCAAGCUGUCCCGUUACAAAUGAUUCGGAGUGCCAAACUUUGCAGCCGGGCAUAUGGUAUUACAAGAUAGUAGAGGGAGAUCACCUGUUAUUCAUAUUGAGUAGAGAGAGAGGAGGCGUUCAAUUCGACGUUGUGUACGACGGCAUUUUUAAACGUUGCAGAAAACAUGUUUUUAAGAAGACGACACAAACCAUACCCAAUCAAGUAACCAUGAAUUGAAUUAAGCCGCAUUCUUCACGUGUGCCAGCUUUGUUCAGUUUCAUGUCUUUUAGGGACAAAACCUUUUAUUUCUCGUGUGAAAGGAGAAAUGGACUUCUACCAAACUUGAUUCUAUUUGCUAUGUCCUCUUACAUCAGAAUCAACCCUUUUAUCUUAA